Messenger RNA from Peromyscus leucopus (white-footed mouse), 1513 nucleotides. RefSeq names its product peroxiredoxin 3 (gene Prdx3). Gene Ontology annotation, molecular function: thioredoxin peroxidase activity. The transcript has 7 exons. NCBI's taxonomy places the organism in Eukaryota, Metazoa, Chordata, Mammalia, Rodentia, Cricetidae. The record is from RefSeq and is a predicted model, not a curated record. Gene Ontology annotation, cellular component: cytosol; mitochondrion. Gene Ontology annotation, biological process: cellular response to stress; hydrogen peroxide catabolic process; cell redox homeostasis. The coding region runs from base 81 to 854 and encodes 257 amino acids.
ACGCCUUACGUAGAAGACACACACCCUUCGUGGACCGCUGCUUGCAGGCUUUUCCGGCUACCUUUCCUUCCGCGUUGAAGAUGGCGGCUGCUGCGGGAAGGUUGCUCUGGUCCUCGGUUGCUCAGCAUGUGAGUGCCAUUUCCAGGGGUAUUUCUACCUCAGCAGUUCUUAGGCCUGUUGCUUCUAGAAGAACCUGCUUGACCGACAUACUGUGGUCUACCUCUGCCCAAGCAAAGUUUGCCUUUAGCACCAGUUCCACAUUUCACACCCCUGCUGUCACACAGCAUGCACCCUAUUUUAAGGGUACAGCUGUUGUCAAUGGAGAGUUCAAAGAGCUGAGUCUCGAAGAUUUUAAAGGGAAAUACUUGGUGCUUUUCUUCUACCCUUUGGAUUUCACAUUUGUGUGUCCUACAGAAAUCGUUGCUUUCAGUGACAAAGCCAAUGAAUUUCAUGAUGUAAACUGUGAAGUGGUUGCAGUUUCAGUGGAUUCCCACUUUAGCCAUCUUGCCUGGAUCAAUACACCAAGGAAGAGUGGUGGUUUGGGCCAUAUGAACAUUACGCUGUUGUCGGAUUUAACUAAGCAAAUAGCCCGAGACUACGGAGUGCUGUUGGAAGGUGCUGGCAUUGCACUCAGAGGCCUCUUCAUUAUUGACCCUAAUGGUGUCAUCAAGCAUCUGAGUGUCAACGACCUCCCAGUGGGCCGCAGCGUGGAAGAAACCCUCCGUUUGGUAAAGGCAUUCCAGUUUGUGGAGACCCAUGGAGAAGUCUGUCCUGCCAACUGGACACCAGAGUCCCCUACGAUCAAGCCAAGUCCAACAGCUUCCAAAGAGUACUUUGAGAAGGUCCAUCAGUAGGUCAUCCCAUGGCUGGUGUUCACCCAAAGCUUCUCAUGCCCGAAAAGAGUCAUAGCUGGAAUCCUUUCAACAACAUCAACAACGUCAACAACGUGAAAAUUAUUUAUAGAUGACAAAACCUCAUCAUGCUUGUUUAUGAGUACUGCUCCAUGGCUUUGUUUUAUAAGACAGGCUCAGGCUCCCUAUAGCUGCCUCCAUAGUUGUCCUUACUAGGGACUUGUUGAUGGCUAACUGGUUCCCACAGAAUGCUUGGUCCCCCAUUUCUUUUUCUUUUCUUCUUUUUUUUUUUUUUUUUUUUUUUUUUUUGUCCCCCUGUUUCUUAGAUCAUGUCUUCAGAGGGUAAGCAUUCUUCUCCUUAGCCUGCUGUGGACAUUGGUCUACAAUGUAGUAGCAUAUAGUACCAGCACUGAAAGCUUCUGAUCAAAGUCUUGAAAUUUCCUCUUGAAUUUCUGUGUAUUAAACUGAAUUUCCCCAUUAUUUUUCUUAUUGUAUUCAUUAACUUAUAGUGUCCUUAAGUAUUGAUGAGGUAUAAUCAUGAAGGACUAUAUCUAACCUGAUAGUUGCAUUUUUAAAACACCAUAAUCAUUUUCUUCAAGUGCUGAAUGUAAAGUGUAGUAUAAAAAUGGACAUUAAAAUAUUUGCAUUUUUGACAUCAUUAA